Molecule: messenger RNA, 868 nt
Organism: Dentiscutata erythropus
Lineage: Eukaryota; Fungi; Glomeromycota; Glomeromycetes; Diversisporales; Gigasporaceae
Source: the annotation of a GenBank genome assembly
CUUGAAAGAACGCACAAUGAGUCUACCACUAAAUUUUGGCAAAAUGGGUAAAAGUCUCUCCAACCUUCAGCAGAUUACACGGGAAAGAUUCGGUAAUGCGGACGACAUAACAGGUCUUCCGCCAGAAUAUAUAGAUCUUGAAAAACGCGUUGACGCCUUAGAGAAGGUUCACAGGAAACUUCUCAAUGUAACACGUAUUUAUGCGAAUCCUUCUUACGAUUAUCCAGACCAAAUUCGACAAUCAGUUGUAGAUUUUUCAACCACUUUUUUCGAUCAGUUAAAAUAUAUUGCACAAAGUCCAGCAGAACGAACUGAUAAUGGUACUCAGGAAGCACCAGAACCUUCAGCUGCGUCAACUCAACCAAAAAAUUUACACCAUGCAUUAGCACGCGCCGCAGAAGAAGGUUCAUUACUUCUUGAUGAUGAUGAUGCCCUUGGGACUGCCUUAAAAAAAUACUCUGUUGCACAAGAUCGGCUCGGAGAACAUCGAUUUAAAAUGGAUUCUGAAGUUUUGCUAAAAUUUCAUCAACCUUUUAAUGCAACUUUACACACCCAAAUUCAAAGCGCUAAUAAAGCCAGGGCUAGUGUUAAGUCUGCACGCGUGUCUCUUGAUGCAGCGAAAAAUAAGUUUAAGAAUGUUCGCCAAGAUAGAAUCGAGGCUGUCAGAUUGGAAGUCGAACAAGCUGAGGAUCAGUUUGUUGCUGCUGUUGAAGAAGCUACUACGUUGAUGAAGCAAGUAAUAGAAACGCCCGAACCGCUUAGAAAUCUUUCGGAUUUAGUCAAUGCACAAUUGACUUUCUACGAACAAGCGUACCAGAUACUUAAUGAACUUGUUCCUGAAAUUGAUGAUAUGCAGACUUGGUCGUAA